Cynocephalus volans (Philippine flying lemur) is the source of this 2912-nucleotide messenger RNA. RefSeq names its product lysine acetyltransferase 14 (gene KAT14). Gene Ontology annotation, molecular function: histone acetyltransferase activity. The transcript has 10 exons. The record is from RefSeq and is a predicted model, not a curated record. NCBI's taxonomy places the organism in Eukaryota, Metazoa, Chordata, Mammalia, Dermoptera, Cynocephalidae. Bases 2 to 2347 code for a protein of 781 amino acids.
GAUGGAUAGUAACAUCCACCUGAGUAGCUUGAUAAGUCGACAUGAUGAUGAAGCCACAAGAACAUCUACCUCGGAAGGGCUGGAGGAGGGUGAAGUGGAAGGAGAAACUCUCCUGAUUGUUGAAUCAGAGGAUCAGGCAUCGGUGGACUUAUCUCAUGACCAGAGUGGGGAUUCCCUGAAUAGUGACGAAGGAGACGUGUCAUGGAUGGAGGAGCAGCUUUCCUACUUCUGUGACAAGUGCCAAAAAUGGAUACCAGCCAGUCAGCUGAGGGAGCAGCUCAGUUACCUUAAGGGUGAUAAUUUCUUUAGGUUUACUUGUUCCGACUGCUCAGCAGAUGGCAAGGAGCAGUGUGAGAGGCUGAAGCUGACAUGGCAGCAGGUUGUCAUGUUGGCAAUGUACAACUUGUCUCUGGAAGGAAGUGGACGUCAAGGUUACUUCAGGUGGAAAGAAGAUAUCUGCGCUUUCAUUGAGAAACAUUGGACUUUUUUACUAGGGAAUAGGAAAAAGACUUCAACCUGGUGGAGCACUGUAGCAGGUUGCCUCAGCGUGGGAAGUCCUAUGUAUUUCCGUUCAGGUGCUCAGGAAUUUGGAGAACCGGGAUGGUGGAAACUUGUUCACAACAAGCCCCCGACAAUGAAACCUGAAGGAGAGAAGUUGUCCGCCUCUGCUGUGAAAGUUAAAGCAGCCUCAAAACCAACUUUAGAUCCCAUCAUUACUGUUGAGGGACUUAGAAAACGUGCCAGUCGGAAUCCUGUAGAAUCUGCCAUGGAAUUAAAAGAGAAAAGGUGUCGAACUCAGGAAGCGAAAGACAUUAGAAGAGCUCAGAAGGAAGCAGCUGGCUUUCUUGACAGGAGCACGUCUUCUACCCCUGUAAAAUUCAUAAGCCGAGGCCGCAGGCCAGAUGUGAUUCUUGAAAAAGGAGAAGUGAUUGACUUUUCAUCCUUGAGCUCCUCUGACCGCACCCCACUAACAAGCCCAUCUCCUUCUCCGUCCCUGGAUUUCUCUGCCCCUGGCACUCCCGCCUCUCAUUCUGCCACGCCUAGCUUGCUUUCAGAAGCAGAUCUGAUUCCAGAUGUGAUGCCACCACAAGCCUUGUUUCAUGAUGAUGAUGAGAUGGAAGGCGAUGGAGUCAUAGACCCAGGGAUGGAGUAUGUCCCACCCCCUGCUGGGUCAGCAGCUUCUGGGACAGUGGUUGGGGGUAGAAAGAAGGUCAGAGCACCUGAACAGAUAAAGCAGGAGGUAGAAAGUGAAGAGGAAAAACCCAGCAGGAUGGACAUUGAUAGUGAAGACACAGAGUCAAACUCAUCAUUGCAAACAAGGGCUCGAGAAAAGAGGAAGCCUCAAUUGGAGAAGGACACAAAACCGAAAGGUCCCAGGUAUACUCCUGUGAGCAUUUAUGAGGAAAAGCUUCUUCUCAAGAGGCUAGAAGCUUGUCCCAGCGCAGUUGCUAUGACACCAGAAGCUCAGAGACUGAAGCGGAAAUUGAUUGUCAGACAAGCGAAAAGGGAUAGGGGGUUACCACUUUUUGACUUGGAUCAAGUUGUUAAUGCUGCUCUUCUGUUAGUUGAUGGGAUUUAUGGAGCUAAAGAAGGAGUUUCCAGGCUUCCAGCUGGACAAGCCACAUACCGAACUACCUGUCAGGACUUCCGAAUCCUUGACCGAUACCAGACUGCCUUGCCAUCUAGGAAAGGAUUUCGGCACCAGACCACCAAGUUUCUGUAUCGUUUGGUAGGAUCAGAAGAUAUGGCUGUGGACCAAAGUAUUGUCAGCCCUUAUACUUCUCGGAUCUUGAAACCUUAUAUCAGGCGUGAUUAUGAAACAAAGCCACCCAAGCUACAGCUCCUGUCCCAGAUUCGUUCCCACCUGCAUAGGAGUGACCCUCACUGGACCCCCGAGCCUGAUGCGCCUCUUGAUUACUGCUACGUCCGGCCAAAUCACAUCCCAACGAUCAACUCUAUAUGUCAGGAGUUUUUCUGGCCUGGCAUUGACCUAUCUGAGUGCCUGCAGUAUCCAGACUUCAGUGUUGUUGUCCUUUAUAAAAAAGUCAUCAUUGCUUUUGGCUUUAUGGUUCCUGAUGUGAAAUACAACGAAGCCUACAUUUCAUUUCUGUUUGUUCAUCCUGAGUGGAGAAGAGCCGGGAUUGCAACUUUUAUGAUCUAUCAUCUGAUUCAGACCUGCAUGGGCAAGGAUGUAACACUUCACGUCUCAGCAAGCAACCCCGCUAUGCUGCUAUACCAGAAGUUUGGAUUCAAGACUGAAGAAUAUGUUUUAGAUUUUUAUGAUAAAUAUUACCCAUUGGAGAGUACAGAAUGUAAACAUGCGUUCUUUCUGAGGCUCCGGCGCUGAUGUUCUUGGAGCACGUGUACGCUGUUAAAGAUGGGUCUUCAUGGAGAUUCUACAGGCGGUUACCAUUUCAUGGUGGGGUCUCAUCUUCUCUGCAAUUAGACGUUCUUUUCCGUCCUCUCAACUGAGGUGAGAAAAGCGGUGGGCGGUGAAACGCGGAGAGAGCAACCCUCAGCAGAGUCCCUCUCCAGUCCGUUCUGGAGAGGCCUUCAGCCAGCAUCUUGGACUCCACAGUAAACUAAAAUUGAAUGAUGCUGCUGUCCUCUUUCCACCUGACAGUUUGUAAAAGAGCACCUAAAUUGAUAUUCUUAGGGGGAGAGAACCUGUCUGUCCUAAUUUGAAGGGUGAGAAAUGUGAUUAUUAUUAAAGAUUCACACAGUGCCCAAGAGGCACUAUCCUGUCCUGGGGUGAUGAGCGUUAUGAUGUGAUUACAUAAAGGGAUUCCAACUCUGUUCCAGCCAUUGAUGUGUUAUUGAAUCCAGGAGGACUUCCAGGGCACUGAAGUUCUGUUGUCUCUCUUGCUGACUUUGGUUGCAGUGAGUAAAAAUAAACUAAAUGUUUGUGUCUA